Molecule: messenger RNA, 1854 nt
Organism: Schistosoma curassoni
Lineage: Eukaryota; Metazoa; Platyhelminthes; Trematoda; Strigeidida; Schistosomatidae
Source: the annotation of a GenBank genome assembly
AUGUUCAAUUAUAAUAGUUCAAUAAGAAUGAUACAAGUGAAUCAUUCAUUAUUUUUUCCUAUGAACAAUAAAGUUUUAACACAUUUUACAACGGAACCAGUUGAAAUUUAUUUACCGAGUAUUAUUACUUCAACUAUAUUACUUAUCAUUAUUUCUAUGAUUGGAACAAUAGGUAAUAGUCUUGUUGUAUGGGCAUUUACAAAACAAGUUAAACAAGGUAUUAUUUCUGGCUUAUUUAUUCUAUUAUUGGCUUGUAAUGAUUUAUUUAUUUGUCUUAUUGUAAUUCCAUGUACAUUAUAUUUAGAUAUUUGGACAGGGGAUACAACUGAUUGGAUAUGUCGUGCACAUUUAACAAUGAAAGGAUUUGUUGUACCUGUUUCAGCAUGUAUAUUAAUGUUGAUAGCAAUGGAAAGAUUUUUAUUAAUCUGUUUCAUUCCUGUCAUUAUAUUUUGCAUUGGUUUAUUAUGUGCUAUACCAAUGGGAUUACAUGUUCGUGCAAUUGAUUUAUUUAAAGAACGUGAUGAAUUAUUAGAUUUAAAUACAUUGAAAUAUGGAUUAUCCACUAUGGAAAAUAUUAUGUCCUUUGUAUUAUUUCUUGGAACAGCUGGUGUAUAUGCACUGAUCUUUCUAUUUGUCUGGAGGCAUGAAUCAUUUAUGUAUGAGAAAUAUGGUAAUCCAAAAAUGAAAGGCAAUUGGGUACGUAUACAUGCUACACCAAAUUCUUCAGGUGAUAUAAAUGAAUCCAAAUGUAAUUCAAUUAAGAAACGAAUAUCAUUUCGUAAAAAGUUAAAAGAAUCAAAUGAUUUACAAAAUGAACAAGAAGAUAAACAAAAUUCUAGUGUCUUUGAACAUGAAGAAAGACAACAAUUGGAACUUCAGGACCGUCAACAAUAUGGACAGAGUUGCUUUGAACACUUGUCUAGUUUAUCAUUACCUCAACCAUAUCUAAAACAACAAACUUUGAGAAUUCAUCAACCUCUAACAGAUAUGACAACAUCGACAAGUUUUGUCACAUCUAAUUUAGACAGAAUAAGUUGUGUGUGUUUAUGUGAAAGAGAUAAUAACAAUGGAUUGAUUAAAACUAGUCAGUGUUCAAUUCCUAAAGAUAAACUAUUCAAUGACAAUAAUACUGAUAAAGAUAAUGAAGAGUCAGAUUGUUUAAAGCUACCUGGCAAUAAGAAAACCCAGUGUACUAUAGAAAUAAAUAAUCCUCAAUUAUCAAGAAUUGAAUUGUCAGCAGCUAAUCUAGAACGUAGACGUAAACCACAUGUUCGUACAGCUCAAACAUUAGCAUUAGUUGCAGCAAAUUUCAUUAUAUCUUAUACACCAUAUCUUGUUUAUACAACAAUGCCAAUACAAAAAAGACAAGUAGUUCUUUUAAAAGAUAAACCACAUUGGACUAUUCAAGUAAGACGUAUACUAUUUUACAUGUAUUUCAUUAAUUCUGCAUUGAAUCCAAUCAUUUAUUCUUGUAUGAAUAGACAUUUUCGUGUUUGUAUAAUAAAGUUUUAUACAGAUUUAAAGAUAACAUUGUAGUGUCGCUUGACAUGUCAGGCCCCCAUAUUCCUUAUUCUGGCUUUCGGACAGGUCAAUCUACUCAUUGUACUUGAGUCAUAUUUUUACCGUGUUAACUAUUCGCUUACCAAUCUUGACUGUUUUUAUAUGAGCGCAUAUCUGUGUGUAAAUUUCUUAUCCUAUUCAUCAUAUGUCUGUAACUUAUUUUUGUGUGAUUAUACAUAUUGAUUAACUCUUGGUUAAAAGGGGAGUUGGCUUCCUAGCCAUCUCCAUUCUGCGUCUUUUCUCUUCGUUCUGUUCCAUUCGCUUUAUAUAAAAAAUAUGUGUAUUCAAAAGUCC